GACUCCGCCCCCUCGCAGCUGUUUUCGAUUCGAUUCCCGUUGACAAGAAGAGCAGCAGUCUGCAAUUAUUUUCCUUCGAAAAACCUUGAAAUAUUACUAUUUGCUCGCGUAUUCGCAGCAUAUAUUUAUUGAUUACUAAAACCACAGUAUAUUAGGGUAGAAAAUGCCAAUUCCUAGAGGGAGCGCGGACGGAAAGGAGGUUGUUGAUCUGAAUGCCGCAGCCAAAGAUGCCAAAAACUUCAUCGACAAAAUCCUCGGCGAUGUGAGCAAAAAGUCUGCAACCAAGCAAUUAGUAUGGGGAGGCGCCACAGGCCUCUGCACCGGAUUUAUCUCGAUGCGAGUGGGCAAAGCGGCCGCCACGGCGCUCGGCGGCGGAAUUCUGCUGCUGACCAUCGCCAACCAGAAGGGUUACAUCUCGGUCGACUGGGACAAGCUGACCAGGUCCGUGGACAAGGCGGUGGACAAGGUGGAGAAGGCGGCCGGAGGCUCUGGACCGAGCACCAUGGACAAGUUGGAGAGAUUUGCAAACCGAAAAAUGGACAAAUUGGAGGGUGUGCUCAAAAAGAAGGAAGAGAAAGCGCGCCGGUGGUUCACCAACGAUCGGGACGAGUUGCAAAUUUCCGAACUGCACAUUUUUGCCGCCGCUUUCGCCACUGGGCUCGCCUUGGGCACUCUCCUCGGUUAGACAGCAAUUAAAAUCCACCUAUUUAGCUAUUAGUUUCUAGCCUAGCCACUUUAUCGGUCGCGCAAUGAUUAAAAUUAUUCGAAUUUCCUAGUCUUGAGCACAGAUCAAGCGUGUCAACUGGUAUUUUUUUCUGUCUCCCACCAAUUAGCAUCGUGCAUUUAUAUUUUCUAAAUUUUCUCGACAAGAAAAAGAAAUUUUUGAUAGAGACUCUGUGACAGUAGUCUUUAACUAAAUAAUCGAAGAACUGCCAAAUGUUUUUUGUACACCGCUGGUUGAAAACUAAUCGAUCUGCUUGUCAUUUAAUUAGUUUGUACUUAAACAUCGAUCUGAUUCAUUAUAGUCGUAAUAAAUUUGAACCCAUUGUACUCGUCA
Molecule: messenger RNA, 1057 nt
Organism: Cloeon dipterum
Lineage: Eukaryota; Metazoa; Arthropoda; Insecta; Ephemeroptera; Baetidae
Product: FUN14 domain-containing protein 1
Exons: 4
Coding region: 164-685 (173 amino acids)
Biological process (GO): autophagy of mitochondrion
Cellular component (GO): mitochondrial outer membrane
Source: RefSeq, a predicted model, not a curated record